Molecule: messenger RNA, 3348 nt
Organism: Pogona vitticeps (central bearded dragon)
Lineage: Eukaryota; Metazoa; Chordata; Lepidosauria; Squamata; Agamidae
Source: RefSeq, a predicted model, not a curated record
AGCUCCCGGUUUGAUCCGCAGAGGGACGUGGUGCCCUGGCUUUCGGAGUCAGCCGCUGGAGGGGCGCUUGGAGACGACGCGAAGGCUGAUGCUUCAGGAAAUGACUUGGAAACACUGCAGACAAUAAACGUGGAAAGAAAUGGAAACAUUGUUUAUACUUGGAAGGGGAAUCGAGGACAUACCCAUAUUGGAUUAUAUGAUCCCAGUAGUCAAAAAAACCAGUGCAUUUAUACUUUUGAAAAAGAUUUACAUGUGGUCAGUUGCUCAGUCAACAGUGAAAAUACACUUUUGGCUAUCAGCUUUCUUCAGUCAACAAAAGAAGAAAGAGUAAAUCUACUAUUGCAACCAGUGUCUAAGUGUCUGACCCUACUAAUCGAAAUUCAUCCAGUUAAUAAUGUGAAAGUUUUAAAGGCUGUGGAUAGCUGCAUCAAAGUGCAAUUUCUAUAUCCAGUUGCAGAAACAAAUACUUUUCCAGAUAGCUGUCUUUUACUCAUUUCAGAAGAUAAAUAUGUUGAAAAAUUUGACAUCAGAGUGGUCAAAGAUGGAGACAAAGUGAUGAUUGAAAAUUCAAGCCAGCUUUCAAGAGUGAGAAUAGCUGAUGAUCUCAUUUGGGCCCAGUGGGACAUGCUGGAACAAAGGCUAUUCUACAUUGUCCCAAAGGAAUCAAGGGACACAUUAAAUUGCAUCCAGUUUUUUCCUGAUAACAACUUCAAGUUGAUACUUGAAGUACCUUUUGAUACCUCUUUGGCUGAUGUAGCAUUAAAACCUGUGAAUUUAGAGUAUAAUUAUAUUCAAGAUCAAGAGUUUAUACCUAAACCCUUGAAUGUACAAGUUUUUACCAGUGAAACAGGAAGUUUAAGCAUAUGUUGCAGUCUCAUUCCUGCUCAUCCUGAAGAAGUGACUUAUUCUGUCUCUUUCCUACAUAAAGGUUUUAGUAGAAUAUACACUGUUACUUUGGAAAGAAUGGAUUAUUUGCAAGUGAGCAAUCUGACUUUUUUGCAUCUUGACCAUUACCUGGCUGUCUAUUUACCUGGACAUUUUUUGCAUCUCCUCAACGCUCAGCAUCCUGACUUGAUGUGCUACAGCUUCUUUUUAACAGGUGGGAAUGCAGAGAUUAAUGGAUUGAACACAAGCACUAUUCUUUCCCCUCUCAAGUCGAUGAUUUUGGAUCGUGGCACAGGAAGAAUGUUCUCCAUGGCAAUAAACAAGCAAGCCUUGUUGCAGUUUCUGUGCACCAGCAGAGCCGAUCGCGACAGGCUGGCAGCCCUGCACUGUCUGCUUCUACAUGUUGGAAUCACAGUGGAGUUGGAAACCCAGAUAAUCCAAUGGAUAUCAGAGAAUGCACCAACAUGUUUUACAUUUGACCCGAUGCAAGAAUUUAUCAUUGCUUCUUUAUACUGGACAAUGUGUCUGGAGGCCGCCAAUCUGGAUAAGCUUUUACCAUACACAUCACUGCUGUACUGGAAUGAGCACAUACCUGGGAUUAUAUGCAAAACAAACAUUAUCUCAUUACCUGUUUUAAAGGAAGAAAUAAUUAGCAUAAAAAUGAGGAAACCUCUCUCUCAUUCAUUUGAGGUACAAAAUUGCAAAGGCUUCUGGGAAAAACUAAAUCUGAGCCUGGAAUGUGUGAAGUACGCUGAGCCACACUUGCAUUUCAACUACAAGGUUCUUAAGAGGGAAUGGCAUAAGCUGCUUUCAGAUGAGAAAAUGGAAGAGGGAACAACAUAUAUGAAAAGUGUAUUUGAAAAUGCAAAAAGGGUGCUUUCCAGCUUAAAUACAUGGAAAACAGAAGAAGGGCUAGUUUCUCUUUUGCAAGAUGAGGAUUAUCAGCAGCAAUUGCUAACAGGACUGAUGGUUGCACAGUUGAAAGAUCAUCUCAUGAGGCAUGUGCAGUAUUUUGGCAGAAAGAAGAUUGAACACAUAGCUGUGGAUUAUGUUUCAAAAUUGUUGAAUCUCAUAUGCCGGAUUCUGGAAAACGUUUGGAAGAAAUAUAAUCUUAAUUCUGGGGCUGCCUCACUGAGACAGCCAGGAAAUUCAGAUGAGCUUGCUGUGUUCCGUGUCAUGUGUCAGGUUCUACAGUCUGCAAAGGAAAUGUGUAUGCCUCUCCCUCCAGGGUUUCAUACCUUGCAUAUGGUGCUGGGAGGGCAGUGUCUCCCUUUGCACACACUCUUGCAUUACAUUGAUCAUGGAGUGCUGCUUUUAACAGAAAAGUAUGUUAUGGGACUUUUGAAAGAGCUUGACAACAGUGAAAAGAAUGAGAGGCUCAAACUGAGUAUCUUCACAAGGCUUCCCGAGAGAAAGGGUCGCAAGGUUUGUCACCUGUGGAAUCAUCCUAUAACCUCUAAUAUGAUUGCAAGGAACUAUGUUAAACUCUUGCUUGAAAAAGUGAGAAAUAAACAGCACAGUAGGCUAGUAGUGGACAGACUGUCAUAUCAAAUCGAAUUUCUUCCACUCAAUUAUUUGGUCAGUAUAUUAGCGGAAGUGGAGCAUCAAGGAUGGGCAGCUUCGGUGGAACAAGAGAACAUGAAUGCAAGAUCUGUUGAAAAGUUGGCCCUGAAGCACACUACAGCUUUCCUAGGUCUUUAGUACUGAUUCCUGAAAAUGGUGGUACCAAUUAAGCAGUUUUGACAUGUAUCCAUAACAAGUGGAUUUUAAAAACAGCUGUAAAACUGGAAGGAUGAUUAUUUUUGGGACAGAUACUAAAACCCUUGCUGCUUAAAUAAAAGGUUUGGAGUCAUGACACUACAGUAUCAUUAAUGGUAUAUACUGCUGAUGUUGACAUGCUGUAAAAGCAACCACAAGCUGUUUCCAAAUUAUUGUCAAUAUGUCUGUUGUACUUACAAUACUGAUGCAAAUUCUUAUAUGUAAGAAUUGUUAAGUAUGCAGUGAUGCUGAAAGGGUGAUUUUUUUGGUAUGGUCUAAUACUGAUGCAUCACUGAGGCCACUUGAGCUUGGGCAAUACGAAAAUACUGGAUGGUAAAUAAAAAUAGUUCCUUGUAAAUAAGGGGAAAUAAUAAAUGGUUUUGAAAAUAGAUGUUAAUCUUGUAAAUAACCAAGGACUUUGUAAAUAGGUGACCCUCCAGAUGUUGCUAGCUCAUAGCUCCCACCAUUGACAUGUCUAGGGCUGCUGGGAAUUGUAGCCCAUUCAACAACUGGAAGGCCACAGGUAACCCAGCCCAUUGUAACAUAUUGUACCUCUUGUGUAUAUUUUGCAGUUAAUACCUAACUACUACAAAGGGAAUAAGCUUUACUAGAGUGUAUUUAUUUCAACAUUUUGCUUUGUUAACCUUCAGUGGGAAUGACUGUAUCCUAACUGUGAAACAUUAUUAAAUCUCAUUAGUAGAAGUA